Molecule: messenger RNA, 819 nt
Organism: Quercus lobata
Lineage: Eukaryota; Viridiplantae; Streptophyta; Magnoliopsida; Fagales; Fagaceae
Exons: 3
Coding region: 100-792 (230 amino acids)
Source: RefSeq, a predicted model, not a curated record
AAAUUCUUUGGAGAAGAUUAUGAAUCGCACUUAUCUAAGUAUUUCAAGCUUUGUUUUUCGGAAUUAUUUCUUCACUCGGAUGGGUUGGAACGCUACUACAUGUUUCAAUAUUAUCAUCCUGUGUUCUACAAUGAUGGGGAUAAAUACAAGUUGGUCCAUGUGUUGGCUGAUCUUCGAAAACGAGACGUACUGUACUUUACACAAUAUUUUGGGCUUCAUGAUCCUGAGUACGGCUAUCAUUGUUGGUGGUCAUCACUUGCAAAAGAAAAUGACGAAUCAAUGCUUGGUGGUGUCUAUUUAUACAAAGAUAAUAAGAUUGCCGCGUAUGACAAUAAUUCAAACAGUCUACCGAUUUUUCUCCGGAACUGUCACGAGCACCAUACAGGUGGUUCUGAGACGAAAAACAGGAGGAUUAUAGAACGCAACCAACAGAUUGAAGAGGAGAACAGAGAGAUUCAAAAAAAAAACAAAAAGGUGCAACAAAGAAUGCUUCACUGUGGUCAACAAGCCAAUUUAGAGCUAGAGCGUAAGUUGACUCCAAAAAAACAAAAUAUUCCAUUGGAUCAACUGCCGUUCCACUGUGAACUUGAACCCAAGAUAACCGAAAGGUUUCCAGGUAUCUACGCAUGUCUAAUUGACUCAUGCAUUCGAGGAUUUAAUGAUAAUGGGGAAAGGCGUUUUGGUUGCACGUUAGCCCAACUGCUGUUUGAUAAGAGCCCAUUUGGUUUUCAGCAGCAACAACAGGUGGGGUAUAUCGGUGCCGCUACUUUGCAGACUGAGAUCGCUCCUUAAAGAGAGACGAAGAAAAAAAAAAUGCCG